GUCACACAGAAUGAAGACGAUUUCUUAAAUGAAUAUAGUUCGUUUAUUUAUUUUCCUUAUUGACAUGAACGAUAGUUGUUCAAUCAUGAUUAUAAAAUCAUAAUGAAAGGCGGAAUAAUUUUAGCACUGGAAUAUGCACGACACGCAGUCUGAGGAAUCGCUGUUGAUCAUUUAGAGCUAAGUUCCGUUACAGUGGUACGCAGUAUUUCAUUAGUGACUGCAUUUAUUAUUUGUCCAAGCACAGUAUCAACAAAAUACCUACAUUUUGCAUUUUAUGGAGUGUCCGCACCUAGAAGAAGCCGUGCAAAUAUUAGCGCCACCUACAAUUGCAGACACAAAAACACAUUUUGUUUGUGCAGUAUGUAACACAGAAAAGAAUCCAUGGAUUUGCACAAAUUGUGGAAAAAUACACUGUGGGCGGUAUGUUAAUGGUCAUGGAAAGUUACACAAUGAAGAGAAUCCCAACCAUUCAGUAUGUAUGGACUGUGAAUCCUUUGCUGUAUUCUGUUAUGCCUGUGAUGAAUUUGUAAUUAAUGAUACAGAACAGGGCCACUUAGACAAGUUGCGGAGACAUGUGGUUCAGCUGUUAAUGAGAGUUGACACAUGUUCAAAGCAUGAACAUUGUGACGAAAAUUCAGAAAAUAAAAGUUCACAGAAUCGCACACAGUUAACAUUACGACCAAAAGUUAGAAGAAAUUCAACAGAAUCGCAAGAAAAUGUCCCAAUCAGUAAGCGAAGAAAUUCAACUGAGACGCAAGAAAAUGAUCCAAAAAGAAAAAGAUUAAAAAAGGAAGAUAGAAUAUCUCGACCCAGAUCAUCUGGUCUACGUAACCUUGGAAACACAUGUUUCAUGAAUGCAGUAUUACAGUCACUAAGUAACAUACAGCAGUUCUGUGGGUAUAUCAAGCAGCUGCCAUCAUUAGAGGAAAAGUCAACCAAAAGGAAACACAUAACAAGAAAAGCCUCAAAAACAGAAGAGGAUAUAUUGUUGAUAGAGGAAGUGAGAAAAACAUUGAUAGCAUUAUGGCAGGGAACAAAAGGAGCCAUUUCACCUGAAUCUCUUUUCUGUGUUAUUUGGAAAGUAGUUCCUAGGUUUAGAGGUUAUCAACAACAAGAUGCCCAUGAAUUCAUGAGAUAUUUAUUGGAUAGACUUCACACAGAACUUCUUUCAUUGUUACCAUAUCCAAAUAAUAAUAGUCCGUUUAUAGGUCCGAAAGGAAAAAGUACAAUUGUAACUGCCAUUUUUGGUGGAUUACUUCAGAAUGAAGUCACAUGUUUGGAAUGCCGAAUGGAAUCCAAGAAACAUGACCCAUUUCUAGAUCUUUCACUUGAUAUUCCACCUCAGUUUAGUACCAGAUCAUCAAAAAAUAAAGAAGGUGAUCCAGUAUGUCGUCUAGAAGAUUGUCUUUCAAGUUUCACAGAGUUAGAAGAAUUAGAAGCUUCUGAACUGUAUAUGUGUAGUAAUUGUAAAAAGAAACAACGUUCCACGAAGAAAUUCUGGAUUCGCAGGUUGCCAAAUGUAUUGUGUCUCCAUAUCAAAAGAUUCCGAUGGCAGUCCUAUUUCAGGGUGAAACUGGAUACGUUUGUGGAGUUCCCGCUGAAAGAUUUAAACAUGAACAAAUAUGUAUUAAACAAUCUACAUGAGACAAGAGGAAGUGGUAAGGGAGCAGCCAAUGAAUAUGAUUUAGCAGCAGCAAUUGUUCAUCAUGGUUCUGGGGCUGGAUCUGGUCACUAUACAGCAUAUGCACAGCAUGAUGGUCAGUGGUUUAAUUUCAAUGACAGUACAGUAACAAUGUGUGAAGAACAGACAGUAGCUCGAUGUAAAGCUUACAUCCUGUUUUAUAUACGACGAGAGUUUAAAAUUCCUGAUUACUUCAAUGGAACCUCACACAGAUGAAAUUGGUGACCUUGUUGUAAAACGUGUAUGAUUAAGUAAAAAGUCCAAGGUGUUGGGUUGUGUUCUCCAGGAGAAAUGUCAUUGUCAUUGAUUGUAAGAGAGAGAAAAAGAUAAUGGAGUCAACACUAAAAUUGCAGUGAAUAAACAUUACUUGAAUGAAUUUGUCAUACACAUGUCAUGACAGAAUUGAUUAACCUUCAUUGUAAACAAAUUUAUUGUAAUGUGGAUACAAAUAAUUUAUGAAUAAAAACAAAAAAAAUACUAGUCGUGCAAUCUUCUACCAUAUUUGUAAUCAAUGACUGAUUAAUUCUUUUCGUCUUUUCAAUGGGCAUUUUAAAAGAUUCACCCUUUUUGGUUUCUUUGUUAGACUGACAUUAAGGAAAUGUAGAGUCUAUGCCAUAAAUUAAAUUUCAACUAUCUGUAAUUUGACGGGAUGUCUUGUAAUUAUGGUUUAUAAUAUUUAAUUAAUUUAUUGCAAGCUUGCAAGUGCUUUUCACUGUCUUUAAGUAGAGGCAUGUAGUAUCAAAUGAGUUUUUACAUGAUAAAAGCUUCAAGUAUUCUCUGUUCAAAUAUUUAGUUUAAUAAGUAACUUGUGUAAAUAUGAUUGAUUCAGAAGAUCCUGCAAGUCAUUAUAAUAGAUGAAUACCGGUGUACAAUUAAACUUCUGCAAUAUUUUUAUAAUUUUCAAAAUUUAUCCUGCCACAAAGUGAAAGUUAUGACGAUAUCUUUCAAUAAUUGAAUGAUAAAACCACCAUUUUGAUACUGUGAGAUGUGCAUAAAACAUAAAGUGGUUUAAAUAUUUAUGUGUUGUUAAAAGAAAAAAAACAU
Mytilus trossulus (common blue mussel) is the source of this 2725-nucleotide messenger RNA. Its product is annotated as ubiquitin carboxyl-terminal hydrolase 3-like. Gene Ontology annotation, cellular component: cytoplasm. Gene Ontology annotation, molecular function: zinc ion binding; cysteine-type deubiquitinase activity. NCBI's taxonomy places the organism in Eukaryota, Metazoa, Mollusca, Bivalvia, Mytilida, Mytilidae. The coding region runs from base 275 to 1897 and encodes 540 amino acids. Gene Ontology annotation, biological process: protein deubiquitination. The record is from RefSeq and is a predicted model, not a curated record. The transcript has 16 exons.